AUAUAUAUAUUUUUUUUGCCUAUUUAUAGGAUGAUGCAAUGCAUGUCAUGAGCAUUAAACAUCAAACAGUAGGUUUGGGGGUCUACCACAGAGGUUCUUGUUGUGAAUGCUUGCUAAGAGUUUUAUUUAAUCCACUGAAGUGCUCUGAUAUGACCAGAGUCGAUAAGUAGGCUACACCAGCGAGAAAGGUGGUCAGCUUUAUGAAGCCUAGGCUGGCUUUGUCGUAAUACUCCUGGAAAACCAGCUUGUGGUAAACAGUCAGGGUUGUGUUGAUGUGACAGGGCAUGUUGUUUACCCUUAAGGAAACCUCCCUCAGGUGCGACUGCUCCGGGACAGUCACAUGGGGUCCUUUAUCCCUGCUGAAUGUACCCCUGGCAGAUUUCUGUCACUGCGGGAGGGGACCUGGCUCCUUGUGUAACAUAUGACACAUGCAGCAGCCAGUGGGUGGGGGCCAUUUUCUCCGAAAAGAGCCUGGCAAACAAGCAGGGAGGAAUGUGUUCCCUGGUUGGUGGGAGAGAUCGGGUGUCGCUGGCUGUGAAGGGCUGGUAUAAAGGACAGGGCUGCUAUUCCCCAGUCAGAACAGAUGUCAGCACUUCAGCAGACUCUGAAGCAGCUACCAAAGAGAGAGGCUCAGCCCCCAUCCUCUAGUUACUGGCCUAUAGGAGAAGAAGCAGUCAUCCAAGACCCACUGUGAAGUUUGAGAAGGCUCUGUCGAAAAAGAGACUCAGCUUUUCUAGCCCAACAUCAAGGAGAAGCCUAUUUCAGCAUGGAUGUCCAGAGAACAGGCUCGGUGGUGCGUCCACCCAGCCCCAUGGAGAGCCUGGAGAAGCAGCUGAGCUGCCCCAUCUGCCUGGAAAUGUUCACUAAGCCCGUGGUCAUCCUGCCCUGCCAGCACAACCUGUGCCGUGGCUGUGCCAGUGACCUCUACGACUCACGCAAUCCCUACCGCUUCUCGGGCGGCGUCUUCCGCUGCCCCACCUGCCGCUUCGAGGUGGUCCUGGACCGCCACGGCGUGCACGGCCUUCAACGCAACCUGCUGGUGGAGAACAUAAUCGACAUCUACAAGCAACAGCAGGAGGGCGGCGGGGGUAGUGGCAGCAGAGACAGCACAGAGACUACAUUGAAGCCCAAGGAUUCUAAGGAACCCAUGUGCCAGGAGCACAAGGAGGAGAAGAUCAACAUCUACUGCGUGACCUGCCAGACACCCACCUGUUCCAUGUGCAAGGUGUUUGGCCAGCACAAGGACUGUGAAGUGUCCCCGCUGGCCAGUGUCUACCAGGUGCAGAAGGGCGAGCUCAGCAACGCCAUCGAUGCCCUGGUGGCUGGCAAUGGGCGCCUUCAGGCCCUACUCAACCAGAUGGAGGACGCCUGCCGGGCGGUGCAGGACAACGCACAGCGCGCCAAGCAAAGUCUGGGCGAGCGCUUCGACCUGCUUUACGCCGUGCUGGAGGAGCGUAAGGGCAUUCUGCUAGAACAGAUCGGCAAGGAGCAGGACGAGAAGGUGACAGCGUUAAGGGCGCUUGCCCAGCGCUAUGGCGAGCGACUGCAGGCAGGCUCAGAGCUGACUGACACUGCAGUACAGGCCCUGGAGCAGAGCGGUGCUGCAGAGUUCCUGCUGGCUUCCAAGGGCCUGAUUACACAGACCAAGGACACCGCCAAGAGCUCCCUGGGCGAGGAGAGGCCCGAGCCGGGCUUCGAGAAGAUGGACCACUUCACACUAUCCACGGAGCAUGUGGAGGUCGUCCUGGCCAAGAUGGACUUUGGAAUGGUCGACGAUGACGAGUUUGAGGAUGCGGAAGGGGACGAAGAGGAGGAGUGAUGGAACUUGAAAAUAUACGAACUGAACAAAUUAACAAACUAUUUACUACUUCUGAAGGUUAUUUUAACCUGAAUGUUCAUGGCAGAGACUCUAGUUUCAAUGUUUCAGAGAUAUUAAGAGAAUUUAGGAGUAAGGAAGAAGUUGGUUGCUUCAGAAUGUUUUCGUAAGGAGUUGAUUGAAGUGGAUAUACAAUGGCUUAACACAGUUUUGAGUGCAAUAUUUAGGUUUUUGUACUCUUAAAAACUUUGCCAUUUUGUAAACUAUAGCGUUUUUUAUACUUUUGUAUUUCCAUAUCAGAUUUAUUCUGACCUAUUUCUUAUGUACUUUAGGUUGAAUAUCCUCUGAUUGUUUACACUUGAAGACUUUAUCAUGUGUACAGAUUGAGAUGGGAAUAGAGUUUUGAUUUGUGAUUUCUCAUCUGCAUCUAGAAUGCCUGUGGUUGUAUCAAACGGAUAAAUGCUUGAAUUGAUUGCGUGCCCUCAACUGGCAGCAGAAUAUUUCAACAGAUCUGUUUUCGUCGCAACCUGAAAUAAAGGGUGCUUCAAAUUA
Coregonus clupeaformis (lake whitefish) is the source of this 2368-nucleotide messenger RNA. Its product is annotated as E3 ubiquitin-protein ligase TRIM63-like. Gene Ontology annotation, molecular function: zinc ion binding. The transcript has a single exon. NCBI's taxonomy places the organism in Eukaryota, Metazoa, Chordata, Actinopteri, Salmoniformes, Salmonidae. Bases 767 to 1819 code for a protein of 350 amino acids. The record is from RefSeq and is a predicted model, not a curated record.